Molecule: messenger RNA, 727 nt
Organism: Salarias fasciatus (jewelled blenny)
Lineage: Eukaryota; Metazoa; Chordata; Actinopteri; Blenniiformes; Blenniidae
Product: prostate-associated microseminoprotein-like
Exons: 3
Coding region: 226-615 (129 amino acids)
Cellular component (GO): cytoplasm
Source: RefSeq, a predicted model, not a curated record
GAGUAUCAGCUCAGCAGUGACACUGAGAAGGAGACCGGGGGAGCCAGAAGGGGAAAACAGGGUGGAUGAAAGGAAGAGGAGCAGAGAGAGAAGGGGAAACAACACGUUUUUACACAUAACAUUGGAAACUUCAGGACAGGUGAGCCAAAUAAAAUCAGUUCUGGAACACGCUUUCUGUUUCCAUUGUUUUCUAACCAUUGCCCUGCUUUUCUAUUUUCCCCAGAAAUGGCAAACACGGCAGCAGUCGUCUUGGUUUUACUCCUGUUUCUGAGUGCCAGUGUGCCAUGUCUCUCUGUUUAUAGCAGUGGGGAAUGCUUUUUCAAUGCUAAAGGGAGCUGUGAACAUAUGGGGCAGGUGUACGGGAUGGGAGAGAGCUGGAUCAACAGUGACUGUUACCAGUGUGUCUGCAUGGAGCCUUUCGGAGUAGGAUGCUGCGACCUAGGAUCCAAACCUGUUGACUAUCCGGACUGGUGCGAGAUCAUCCGUAAACCUGACUCGUGCACCAGCGUCGCAGUCAUGAGAGUCAAUCAUAAGCUGCCCUGUCUCUGGGGGCAAGGCCGCCUGAGAACGGCUGCGAGCCAACCAUGGAAAACUGACAACGAUCCUUUAUUUUGAGCUCAGUCAUUCAUACAAGAGGACAGCAAUAGACCAACUGUGAUGGUGACUACCAAUCCAACAAAUAAAAGCCCAGAGUUUUUCUACAUCUGCAGGUUUGUCAGUGGAAAAG